Messenger RNA from Nematostella vectensis (starlet sea anemone), 1068 nucleotides. RefSeq lists its product as uncharacterized. Bases 205 to 1068 code for a protein of 287 amino acids. The record is from RefSeq and is a predicted model, not a curated record. The transcript is spliced from 4 exons. Lineage: Eukaryota; Metazoa; Cnidaria; Anthozoa; Actiniaria; Edwardsiidae.
UUGGUUCAUUGUCUCAUCGACAUACGUACGAACUUGCAUUGAUAGUAUACUCUUCCUCUAAAACAUAGGAAAACAAAACGAAGUCGCGUUAUCUAUAGAAAAGGCAACAACUUCGUCGGCUAAAUGUGAGCAAUCGUGUUCUUUGUAGAAAUUGUGAAAGUUAUUGGAGCUUUUGCAACGAAUUCAUCGCGUGUGAUCUCCAGCAUGCCUUACUUUAGCAGACGUUGCUUCACUUGUUUUGCAGCGUUUGUAGGUCUCGUUUGUCUUCCUUUGUGUGAUGGUGUACAGCCAUGGAAAACAUUCUAUCUAGACGAGAGCUAUGGCUACUUCAACAGUCCAGGAUACAUCAUUGGGGUUAACAAUACAUACAGCAAAUACCCUGCAAAUACCACAGUAGAAUGGGUAAUAGGGUACUACAGAGGCUACAUCAGCUAUGUGGCGAUAGAGUUUAUUGAUCUAGGAAAGUGCAACUACUCCCAAUCUUGCAGCGACAACAACAUUGACACAGUCCGAGUUUUUAUCUAUAACAAGAAUACAACAUUGCGUCUUUACUGCGGAGGAUUUCACCGUCUGUCACCUUCUUCGUUCCGCGCGCCUGGUCGCGAGAUUUUGGCGGUGAGGUUUAAGUCAGUCGAUAGCCCAGAUAUUUGUCGAGGGAAAGGCUUUCGAGCGUUUUACCAGACCCCUUGGAGACCACUAACCACACGCACGAUAAUAACAGAUACUGAAGAAAAAAGGCGAGUCGAUCCAAUAGUGUUAAUAUGCGUAAGCAUUGCAGUCGUCGUCGUCAUUUCAAUUGCCGUCAUUAUGAUCUACUGUUGUAGCAAGAACCAACAAGCCCCUCCUCAGACAGCUUGUCCACAGCAAGCCCGUCCGCCUCCUUUCACCCUCGUGUACCUACCAGUACCUGAGCCAGGGAACAAUAGUAGCCAGUUUGUCCCUACGACCACCGCAACAACAUCUCUGCAAACGCUGCCAACGUACGAAGAAGCGACAGUUGGCGUAAGGUGCGAUCAAACGAUGGCGGGAGAAAAUCCAUGCGCAGCGCAAGAUGAUGCGCAUGCGUGA